Messenger RNA from Phanerochaete carnosa HHB-10118-sp, 1072 nucleotides. RefSeq lists its product as uncharacterized. Lineage: Eukaryota; Fungi; Basidiomycota; Agaricomycetes; Polyporales; Phanerochaetaceae. Gene Ontology annotation, biological process: amino acid metabolic process; pyridoxal 5'-phosphate biosynthetic process; pyridoxine biosynthetic process. The transcript is spliced from 12 exons. The coding region runs from base 79 to 1005 and encodes 308 amino acids. Gene Ontology annotation, molecular function: amine-lyase activity. The record is from RefSeq and is a predicted model, not a curated record.
CCAGCGCACACCCCCAAUGGCGGCUCGCCCCUUCCUCCCGUUCCCCAUGGCGUUGGAAACCCUGCGGGGACUCCAGUCAUGCCUCCUACCAGGGCUGCUCCAGGCAAAGACGGCGCGACCAACAGCAGCCUGGGCACCUUUGGUGUCAAGUCCGGUCUCGCCCAGAUGCUCAAGGGCGGCGUCAUCAUGGACGUGAUCAACGCAGAACAGGCCCGUAUCGCUGAGGAGGCUGGCGCGUGUGCCGUCAUGGCCUUGGAGCGUGUCCCUGCCGACAUCCGUGCGGAUGGCGGUGUCGCAAGAAUGAGCGACCCCAAAAUGAUCAAGGAGAUAGUCGAAGCCGUGACGAUCCCAGUGAUGGCCAAGGUUCGGAUAGGCCACUUUGUUGAAGCCCAGAUCCUGCAAGCCAUCGGCAUCGACUACAUCGACGAGUCCGAAGUUCUGACCCCUGCAGAUGAGGAGCAUCACAUUAACAAGCACGCCUUCAAAGUUCCCUUCGUCUGUGGCGCCAGAAAUCUCGGCGAGGCUCUCCGCCGCAUCUCGGAAGGUGCUGCCUUCAUCCGUACAAAGGGUGAGGCUGGUACAGGAAACGUUGUCGAGGCUGUGCGCCACCAACGUGCGGUUAUGGGCGAGAUUCGCAAGUGCGGCGUAAUGAGCGAAGAAGAACUCUACGCGUUCGCGAAAGACAUUCAAGCGCCAUUCCACCUGCUCAAAGAGACUGCGCGCCUGAAGCGUCUACCAGUGGUCAACUUCGCUGCCGGUGGCAUUGCCACCCCUGCCGAUGCGGCCUUGAUGAUGCAACUGGGCUGUGAUGGAGUCUUCGUUGGCUCGGGUAUCUUCAAGUCCGGCGAUGCUGCGAAACGCGCUCGGGCUAUUGUCCAGGCUGUGACACAUUUCAACAACCCCAAGAUUCUUGCGGAGGUAUCAGAGGACAUUGGCGAAGCCAUGGUUGGUCUCACCAUCGACAAAAAUUUGCCUGGCGGCCACUUCGCCAAUCGCGGCUGGUAAUGCAGUUUAGUAUAUACUACAGAUAUACUAUAUCAUGAAUGAACUUUGUAUCAUGAAUAAACGCCAC